AUGUGCAGCUCCGCCGAUUCGGGCACACGACGAGCACAUCGAAAGUCCAGGGGUGGCUGCCACGAGUGCAAAAGACGCAGGAUCAAGCAUUGCCGUUAUCAUGUUUUCGCUGACACUCGGCCGCGGUGCGAUGAGGCAAGACCAAGUUGUGCCGCAUGCGUGCGACAUAGCCAUGAGUGUGUGUACGGCGCAGACCACCGGCCGUUUUCGCACAAAGCACCAAUAACACGAACACACACUGCUGAACCAUCGCCUGCAUCCUCUUCCAUGUCGACAUCGGCAUCAGACGCUCCUGCAUGCUUCACAUUAACCUCAACCGAUCUUUCCCUCCUGCAUCACUGGACGCGUACAGCCAGCCGGACCAUCGUUCCUACACCCCAUGCCCACGAGCUCUGGCAGGACAUCUUCCCACACAUUGGCUUCAAACACCCCUUCGUUCUGCACGCCAUCCUCAGUCUCUCCGCCCUCCACCUAGCUGAGCAAGAUCCAGCAGAACACACUACACGCCAUCUCCACGACGCUGUCCAGAGGCACAACGAGGCGGUCAGAGGCUUCCAAGACACGAUACGCUGUCUCCCAGACGUAUCAGACGGCGUCUGCGAAGCACUGUUUGCCUGCGCCUCAAUCAACAUCGUCGUCGUGCUCUGUAUGUACACUCACUUCGGGGACCAGAACGACACCGACACCGAUCCCGCUGCUCGUGAGCAACGCAUCUUGGGCGCUACGUGGAUUCCUAUGAUUCGUGGAGUGCAGGCUGUGCUGGAACCGACGUAUGAUCGGGUACGACUGGGACCUCUGGCGCCUAUGCUCCACGACGCAGGCUGGGCGACCCUGGACCCUCAUCAAUCUCCCGUGCCUGAGGAUGAGCACUACCGUCGUCUGCAGUCGCUGUGGGCAUUCGACUCCGAUCGCGGGAUGUACGACCAGACGCUGCAUGAGCUUCGCAAGUGCUACAUUUACACCAAAGAGCGUGAGGCGAGACACGGGCAGCUUGUGCACUGGGCUGAUCAUCCGAGUUGUGCGGGCGCGAUGAUGUGGGUGCAGAAUACUUCUGAUUCGUUCUUUGCACGACUCAAUGAGAGGCGGCCGGCGGCGCUGCUCGUGUUUGGGUACUUGGGUCCUAUACUGCAUUUGUUGGAAAAUCAAGGGUAUUGGUUCCUCAAGACAGGGGGUCGGAAGAUUGUGCAGGUUGUCAGUGAACUUCUUGGCCCGUCGUGGAAGAGCUGGAUGAAGUGGCCCCGGGAAGAGGUUGGUCUUGGAUGA
This is a messenger RNA of Fulvia fulva, 1263 nucleotides long. RefSeq names its product Zn(2)-C6 fungal-type transcription factor afumD. The coding region runs from base 1 to 1263 and encodes 420 amino acids. Gene Ontology annotation, biological process: regulation of transcription by RNA polymerase II. NCBI's taxonomy places the organism in Eukaryota, Fungi, Ascomycota, Dothideomycetes, Mycosphaerellales, Mycosphaerellaceae. The record is from RefSeq and is a predicted model, not a curated record. Gene Ontology annotation, molecular function: DNA-binding transcription activator activity, RNA polymerase II-specific; zinc ion binding. The transcript is spliced from 2 exons.